GCCUCUCUCUGCCCCGCUGCAAUAAAGGCAGAUAGCGGAGCAUGGGGGAGCACGGGGAAAACUUUUGAUACUGACAUGUUAGCGCAAUGACUUUUUGAGUAACAUCUAACUGGGACGAGGCUCCCGGCGUGAGGAGGACACAGGGCGCCUUUACGGGAAGAAAAGAGGAGCACUUGCCAUCGUUGCUGGGGAACGAAAAGGGGACGAAGAGUUGAGAGCAGUCUGAAGAAGAAGAAACAAGCGGUGGAAAAUCCAAGUUGAGCCAUUUGAAUUGAAAGAUGAGCUUGUUGUCUGCCAUAGACACGAGUGCCUCCGUGUACCAGCCUGCGCAGCUCCUCAACUGGGUCUAUCUCUCCUUACAAGACCCCCACCACCAGACCAGCGCCUUUGACGCCUUCAGACCCGAACCCAACUCUUCCCACCCGGAUCUCGGCUUCAGCAAGCAGACUCCCGCAGCGGCGGAGCUCAGCUCUUCUCUCAACUCCAACUAUCUCAACAACUUCUUUCAGCUGCAGCGGAAUGAGGCCUUAAACAACAACGUGUAUAAGAAUGUGUCGCCCUAUGGCUCCCUGAACAACAUCGUGGAUGGACUCAACUCGCUGACGGACCAUUUCUCAGACCUUUCCCUUUCCUCAGAGCCAAGGAAACCAAACAAAAGACCCCCACCUAACUACUUGUGCCACCUGUGCUUCAACAAGGGCCACUACAUCAAAGACUGCCCUCAGGCCAGACCCAAAGGUGAAGGGCUGACACCCUACCAGGGGAAGAAGAGAUGCUUCGGAGAGUACAAGUGCCCCAAGUGUAAGAGGAAGUGGAUGAGUGGCAACUCCUGGGCCAACAUGGGACAAGAAUGUAUCAAAUGCCACAUCAACGUCUACCCACACAAACAGCGACCUUUAGAGAAGCCGGACGGCCUGGAUGUUUCCGACCAGAGUAAGGAGCACCCGCAACACCUGUGCGAGAAAUGUAAAGUCCUGGGCUACUACUGCCGCCGUGUGCAAUAAUCAUCUUCAUUCAGAGUCAAGAGCAACUUUUGUGUCCCGAGUCCUAUCGCUCAUCUUCCAUUAAGGCUUCCUCCCUUCACAUCCAGGUUUCUCUCAUCCCUGCCCUGCACACAACGUGGCGUCCUUUCCUCCUCACGUCUUCCCCUCCGUCUCUCAGAAACCUCAACUAUAGACAGUAGCUCUAAUCCUUUCUGUACUUCUUCUCAACCACCCGUGGAACACCGAUUUCUAGUCAUUUUUCCAAUGACAGUAUUGAAGAUUACAUCCAGGAACGAGAGGAACAUGUUAACUUAGGAUCAAUCUCUCAAAGUGUUCUUCAUCAAUAGCAAAAUCUUGCCAAAAUCAGUGACUUUUUUGUAUCAGAAACCACAUAACCCCAUUGAUCCAACUCCAUGUUUAACAACUAAUCGUGUAUUGAUGAAUUAGCAUGUAUGUCAAUGGUGUCACUGACAGUAUUGGUCUCAAUAGAUUACCUCGCCUUGGGGUUUGUUGGCUUUGUGUUUACAGAGAUCUGCCUUCCAUUUCCCCGCCAAGUGAAGUGUGUGGUAAUGUGACGAACGUUUAACCCAGGGCCUCUCAUGAUGGUAUAAAUGUAUACGAGGCCUUUGAUGUCUUGCCGUAUUAGGGUCAACAGCACAUCUUAUUAACUGUGAAUUAACUGAGGGACAAUGUGCCAUACAUCCCUAGCUUACAUUUGGCCUAUUUAUUUUCUUGUUGUCUAGUGUGCAAUUUGAAUUUUAACUGGGACAUAGAGAAAUGUUUUUUUUUUUCUUUUUGUAUGUUUGUAUAUCACAUUAUUGUGUAACUGCUUCCACGUGUCUUUAGAAACUACUGUAGGUUCAGUCGCUCCUCGUUUAGAUCUAGUGCGUUGCGAACCGAUAAGGUUUCAUUCACCCUUCCCUAGAGUACUUUUGUUGCCACGCAAAUUCUCGAUAAUCUAUUAGAUAGGUAUACUGUAGAUAGGUAGGUUAAUGUGUUAAUUUCAAAUCACAAGGUCAACUGAGAAGGAGCUGUGGGAAAACAACACUAGUUUUAGAAACAAUAAUCUUACCGUCCACACCAUAGACUAUAUAAAGAUGGACGGUUUUGCCCCCUUUUUGUAGCAUCAAAUAAUAAAUUUAAAUCUAACUUAUCAGAAAAAUUAUCACUUGAACAUACAUCUAACUACCUGAAAUGACAGAAUCUUUGGGAAAAAUUCAUUUGACAUGUACUUUUUAGUUUGGCCUAUGUCCCAUCCGCUAACAUGGAGGAGGCAAGAUUUAUGACCUAUACCGCAGCCAGCCACGAGAUGUUUUGGCUUCACUUUUGGGGAGCUGUCAUGUCGUCCAUCUUUAUAUACAGUCUAUGGUCCACACAGUUUCUCGCUAGUGUUGAUUACAUUUUUCAAAGCACGUGAAAAAAAAUUAAAAGCUUGCCACAUUUAGAUUAGCAUUACAAAACUUGAUUUUAGGGGUUAAACUGUUCACAUGUAAAGCCUGAUUAGAUUUUUUUUUUUUUUACCACAAAUUAGUAAAAUAUUGAGGAGAGGUGGUGUGAAAGACAUUUAAGUACCAGUUGAUGCCUGGCAGCCUUAGUGGAGUCAAUGAAGCGAAAUGGAAACUUUUCCAAGAGCUUGCACCCUUAAAAACUAUGUCCAACAGCUGAUUGCAGUGCAAAGAGUGUCUAGAGGGAGGUGACGUUUUGGAGAACUGCAAUGAUUUUCAGGUCGGUUGAGAGAAACAUUAAGAUUGAAUUUAGGUUAGGCUGAUCUGUGAUGCAGUGGUGCUGAAGAUUCAAGGAUAUAUUGAAAGUGAUGAUGAAUUAAGUUUAUAUUAUUUUGUAUGAUUAUACAGUAUGUGCCUACUAUAUUAUAAACCAAUGUCUUUAAAGGAAGAGAAGUGCACAUCCUGUUUACAUAUAUCACCGUGCAGACCUAAAGCACUACAGAGGAAAUUAAUGUAGUUUUGACUUAUUGAAACCUGCCUUUCAAGGAACCUUGUUAUAGAAAUUGUGAACUAUUUUAUAUGUACUGUAUUUCUAGCCUUAUAAAAGCUGGUUGAGUAUAUUUUAUACUGUAACAUACUGUAUGUGCCUUAAAAAAGAUUGAAAUCAUUCUAAAGUAUCAGGACUAUAGGAGGCCAUUUGAAAUUGGGAAAAAGACAUGUGGAGAUAGGCUCAGCGAUGGGGCUGUAUAUGUGCAUGUGGUGAUGUAUAGUAAGUUUAAUGCAGGUUCAAGAUGUGACAAAGGACAAGAAAAAUGAUCCAGUUCCUCUAUUAGUUUGAACUGGCAUGGUGGGUGUUCGCUUCAACGCAGUUUGCCGAGUUGGAGGCACGGGCUGAAACAGCAUUUCCAGCUGGCAAUAACAAUCCCACUGUGGUCUGUUGUCAUGGAAUAUCCACAAUGAUGUUAUUUCUUAGUCGAUCCUCACAACAGAACGGAGUCGCGCAUGAAACUGUGGACCUCACUCUUUGUUUUUUUAAUCUAUUGUAGUUAUGUUUAUCCAAGGAACCGUGGGUUUUGUCAAAAAAUAUACAUGGUCGCUCGCCUUAGCGGGAGAGUUUGCAGUGGCUGAUUAUGGUACCUUACAGUUUUGGGAAAUUUAGCUAAAUUCCUUCUGAAAAAUUAAAGGGGCACUCCGAUGUUUUAGUAGUGCAGUUCCACAAAGUUGAGAGGUUUGCAAGAGACACUAAAGAAUAGUCGAAAUCAA
Messenger RNA from Sebastes umbrosus (honeycomb rockfish), 3691 nucleotides. RefSeq names its product zinc finger, CCHC domain containing 24 (gene zcchc24). Bases 279 to 1004 code for a protein of 241 amino acids. The transcript is spliced from 4 exons. Gene Ontology annotation, molecular function: zinc ion binding; nucleic acid binding. The record is from RefSeq and is a predicted model, not a curated record. NCBI's taxonomy places the organism in Eukaryota, Metazoa, Chordata, Actinopteri, Perciformes, Sebastidae.